AUGACUCGUCCAGAAAUGCGUCAACUUCCUGUCGGUCCCAAUCGUCAACCGACCUCAAAACCCUAUCGUUAUUCUGGCAAUCAACUUCUCGCAUUCUGGAAUAAGCUAAUCAUAGUAGUCCGGAAACGAGUUCGUCUGGUCAAAUUCGGUUUCGAACAUCAUCUGGAACACUAUGCGAUUUGGGCUUUGGACAGAAUCGAGGUAGGCGGGGUCGGGGAGGAAGGCAGGGAGUGA
This is a messenger RNA of Echinostoma caproni, 234 nucleotides long. The record is from the annotation of a GenBank genome assembly. NCBI's taxonomy places the organism in Eukaryota, Metazoa, Platyhelminthes, Trematoda, Plagiorchiida, Echinostomatidae.